AUCCAUAGCCUCGUGGACUAUAGCUGUCAAAGGUUUCAGUGCAAUCACUUUGCUUCUCACAUAUUUUUUAGAUGUUGUUGCCACUCUUCUCCACAAUGAUGUUCUCCAGAACCACAUCCUGUCCAUCCGUUUCCCAGAUGUCCCUUCCAAAGCACCUGCUGAACACUGGCUCACGGAGUUGUACAUUGUGAGAGUCUUCCUCCCGAACAUCAACUUGGAGCUGCACGAGACAGGAUUGGCCAUACUAAACAUCAAAGCCAGGCUACACCUCAGUGCUAAAUUCUUUUUUGGCAAACACCACGAACUGGUCGACUUCAUCAUCGAUGUGGAAAUAACGGCCGCUUUCAGAUUUGUGAACUAUUUCGCCGGCCUUGUCCAAGUCAAAGUGGAGUCAUGCAAGAGCGACUUCAAAAUCGCAAAAAUAACACUCCCGUCACACUUGCUAGCGCACACAGUGAGGCCCGUGGUAGUAUCCGUACUUGCAGAUACACUCCCAGGAUCGCUGUGCUCCGUGAUGGACAUUCUCCUCAAAUUUUUAAAGAUUGACCUUCUGUCAACAACAAAUGUGAUUCUCACCAUGGGCAAAGUGGCCACCAUCGAAUACAGACUGGCAAGUGCCCCACUGAUAACUGCAAAAGUCUUUUCAGUCGAGCUAAAUAUUUUUAUCCGAACUGGAAGCCGGAUCAUCGCCGUCCCGUCCCGGUCUAUCGUGUAUCCCGUGCCUUCACUGAAGGAGAACGACUUAUGCUUUGGGAUGACUGAAUCCGCCGUGAACACCAUCUUCUUUGUCCUCCUCCAGAUUCCAGCACUGGAAUUCAUGAUCACACCUCAGAUCUUCUCUGGUGCAGAUGAGCUGACGGAAGCUGUUGCGGCUUUGUUUGCCCACACCAAGUGUCCCAAGUGCCCCGUGAAGUCCCCUCUGAAAAUCACCAUCACGGUGGUUGGAGACAAGCUGGUCGUCAUCGAGUCCAAGAAGGCCACCGUCAAGCUUGUGGUCGAGAUCGCCUUCUACUCCAAAGGGCCAACUGGUGCCUUCAGUAGCCUCUUUGUCCUGAAAGUGAACAUCAUACUCAGCGCCCAGGCUUCCGUCCACGACUGCCUCCUGUACUUCACCGUAAGGAUGCUCAGCAUUGAUGUCGUCUUACUUCAUUCCGAUGUUGGGCCGAUCGAAGUCUCGUCUCUUCAGAAGUUGAUCCAGGCGCUCCUGACGGAAGCCUUUGUGCCUCAAGCCAAUGAGUUGUUGAACAUUGGGGUCCCACUGCCUUCUCCACUGGACAUCAAAUUGAACUACCCUUCCAUUCACUGGACAGAGGGGAUGCUUGUGUUCUGUGUAUAAGACGACCAAGGGUUGAUCUCCGCCCACCGUGUCCCAGUUGGCGAAGGAGAAGCCAAGAGAAGAGGAGCGUCCUUGCAAGAGAGAUGAAUCAACAGCUGUUUUAUCCUUUGAUUUUCCUGACUUGAUAUAAAACUUUUGCCGAAGGGCACGUGGGGCACCAUUUGUGUUACUAGUGACUUUGCUAAUAAAUGGAGACGGGGAAGUUGGUAGGUUUAGAUAGUCCAUAGCUACUCAGGUCUUUAGUGUUGUCUUUUAGCCUAGUUGAGAAAUGCAAGGAAAUGAAUAAAAUGCAAGGAAAUGCACACAACGCGGGGAAACCUCAGUCUUGCAAGCCCCACAAGACAUGUAUAUUUUAACAUCAUGGUGUUUCACUUUGCAAUAAAUGUAUUUGAUUUCUCAACAAACAGAGA
Messenger RNA from Anolis carolinensis (green anole), 1746 nucleotides. RefSeq names its product bactericidal permeability-increasing protein. The transcript has 14 exons. Gene Ontology annotation, molecular function: lipid binding. The coding region runs from base 515 to 1336 and encodes 273 amino acids. The record is from RefSeq and is a predicted model, not a curated record. NCBI's taxonomy places the organism in Eukaryota, Metazoa, Chordata, Lepidosauria, Squamata, Anolidae.